AUGGACGAGACCAAGCCCCUGAAGGUGCGGCUCACCUUCUGCGUGCUGCUGGUGGGUGUCUCACUGCUCUUUGCGGCCGUGGUGACGGACCACUGGGCCGUGCUGAGCCCCAGGGUGGAGAACUUCAAUGCCACCUGCGAGGCGGCUCACUUCGGGCUCUGGAGGCUCUGCACAAAGCGGAUUCAUGUGCGGGAGCAAGGUGCCAAAGAGACGGGCUGCGGGCCCAUCAGCCUGCCCGGAGCUCAAAACUGCUCCUACUUCAAGCACUUCACUCCUGGACAGAGCUCAGAGAUAUUUGAAGUCACCACCCAGAAAGAAUACAGCAUUUCAGCUGCAGCCAUUGCCAUCUUCAGCGUUGGCUUCGCAAUCAUCGGAACAAUCUGCGUCCUCUUCUCCUUCCAGAAGAAGAGGGACUACCUGCUGAAGCCAGCGUCCAUGUUCUACACCUUUGCAGGUCUCUGCAUCAUCAUCUCCGUGGAAGUCAUGAGACAGUCUGUGAAAAGGAUGAUCGACAGCAAGGACACAGUUUGGAUGGAGUACAGCUACUCCUGGUCCUUUGCCUGUGCCUGCUCCGCCUUCGUCCUGCUCUUCAUCUUCGGAAUUGUCCUCCUCCUCAUCGCGCUGCCCCGCUUCCCCCAGAACCCCUGGGAGACCUGCAUGGAUGCGGAACCCGAGCACUGACACUGCCCGCGCCCAUGGGAGAAGCCAGUGUCUUGAAAAAAUUUGUAUUUUUUAAAAUGUCUGGAUCUCACUAUAUUACACUCCAUUAACUAAGUCAUUAAUGAACCAAGGCAUGUUCAACUAUAACUAUUGCUUUGUUUCUUUUCUUCCUUUUCUUCUAUUUUUUCUUUUAAGAAAGAAGAAAGGGCGUUCAGAGCAGCACUGUGGGUGAAGGGCACUGCUCUCUUUCACCUCCUCCCCGCCGGAGGCCGAGCAGUGUUUUGCCAUUUGGGAUGCCUUGUGCCGAUACAACCAGGGGAAAAUGUGCACGUGAGACAGCUCGUGUCACUGAGUGGAAGGCUUCCCCAGGGCACGUGGUGUAGUUGGGGCUGGAGGGCAGCUCCGUGAGAAAUUCCAGCUCUGUGGGAGCCCAUCUCCCCCUGUGCCAUACUCCUCUGCCCCCCGAUGAGGGGUGAGCUCACCACCCAAACACAACGGAGAUCCUUAUGCUUUUCUACUAAACUAUUAGAAUAAAAAUUAACAAAAGACUUUGCCUAGCAUUGGGAUAAACAUUUAACCUACAGACUUACACCACGCAGUUCCGUUCUUUUGAAUUAAGCACAGCAAAAAAACCCAAGAUAUAAUUUCUGCUCUAUUUAAACUUUGGUGGCACAGCCAAGGCAUACUGAACAUUAAGAGUGAUAUUUUCCUUCAAUAAAAAGCACAACCUUCCGGUAGCACGAUUUUCUGGAAAUUGAUUUUGAUGGAUGAAUCACCUGGCCUAUCAAUUCCUGCUAAGUCCAGCAGUACGGUGUAAUUCCAUAAAUGGUGUUUACUGGAGCUCUCAUUUGUGCCUCGUGAGUAGGCCUAUUAAGAACACUCACUGCAUACAUAUGUAAAACUACAUAUAAGGAGAAAUCCUUCAAGGCAGUUGCCAGGAAGAAGAGGACCCAGGAGAGUUGGCCCCAAAAACAUGACAGUAGUGCAUUGCUGUUUAUGCACACCUGAAGGAACACAUGCCCUCGUGUCAGCACUGUACCCCAGCCUCAAGCAGCCAGAAGCCCACGGCUGCUGGUUAUUUGCAGUUCGGCUUUUAGAGUCCGCUAAGCA
This is a messenger RNA of Numida meleagris (helmeted guineafowl), 1770 nucleotides long. It is a transcript of the gene CACNG1, whose product is annotated as calcium voltage-gated channel auxiliary subunit gamma 1. The coding region runs from base 1 to 681 and encodes 226 amino acids. The record is from RefSeq and is a predicted model, not a curated record. Gene Ontology annotation, biological process: regulation of calcium ion transmembrane transport via high voltage-gated calcium channel; calcium ion transmembrane transport. Gene Ontology annotation, cellular component: membrane; L-type voltage-gated calcium channel complex. The transcript has 4 exons. Lineage: Eukaryota; Metazoa; Chordata; Aves; Galliformes; Numididae. Gene Ontology annotation, molecular function: calcium channel regulator activity; voltage-gated calcium channel activity.